Molecule: messenger RNA, 2909 nt
Organism: Oryzias melastigma (Indian medaka)
Lineage: Eukaryota; Metazoa; Chordata; Actinopteri; Beloniformes; Adrianichthyidae
Gene: dact2
Product: dishevelled-binding antagonist of beta-catenin 2
Exons: 4
Coding region: 160-2601 (813 amino acids)
Biological process (GO): negative regulation of nodal signaling pathway
Cellular component (GO): cytoplasm
Source: RefSeq, a predicted model, not a curated record
GAGUCCUGCUGAUCACUACCAGAUGUUGGUUGGGAGCCAGUUUCCAGGAGGAGGAUCGUUUUGGCUUAGAGGAGGAGCUGAGAGGCACACGGGCUUAAAGGGUAGUUUGUAUCCCGAUCCAGUCAGCAGAGGCAGCAGCUCCCCCUCCGAGGAGCCGGGAUGGACCGCAGCAGGGUCGGACAGAGGAUGCGCGCCGCUCUGGCUGGACUGCACGAGCUGCGGCUUCUGAAGGAGAGGCAGCGGGACCUGGUGAGCUGGGCUCUGAGUAUGGACCGAGAGGAACCGGUCACUUCAGUCCACGCCGAACCGGACGGAGCAGGAGUGAUGGGAACCGAGGAGCAGCGGCUGGAAGCGUCUCUGAGCGCCCUGAAGCAACAGCUGUCUCGUCUUCGUAAACAAGACGUUGGCCUGAAGACACACUUGCAGCAGUUGGACCAUCAGAUCAGCGAGCUGAAGCUGGAUGUCAGCAAAGUCUCCUCAGAGCAGCUGGAGAGCGACAGCAGGCCCAGUUCUGGUUUCUACGAGCUCAGCGAUGGAGGCUCUUGUUCCCGAUCCAACUCCUGCACCUCCGUCUACAGCGAGUGUCUGUCAUCCUCUCAGACCAGCCUUGUUCCCAUGAGCCCUGUGAACUGUCACAAAAGUCCACCGCCACAAGGCAGCGCGGGCCGGCGCCGUUCAGCUGACGAGAGCCCGCUCCAGCCCAACCCAAUGCGGCCCACAGGGGUUCAUCUGGGCAGCAGCCGGAUCAGAGCAAGUGCUGCAGAAAAGACACGACCCAGACCUGUGUCAACAGGGGACCUUGAAAAAAUGCUGUCUCAAGGAGGGGGCCACUUGAAAGCUGUUGAUGUAAAAAAGAACAUUUUGUGUCCAAACUUGAAGAUUUCCAAAGAAGAUUCCAAGUUUCUUCAGCAUCUGGAGUCCCGCUGUGGGAUGGAGGUGUACCGCUACCCCAGCCCCCUGCAUGCGGUGGCCCUGCAGAGCCCUCUUUUUUCCCACAGAGGUGAAGCUGACCCUCUUGGACUGGUGGAGGAUCAACAAAUCCUAGUAAAUGAUUGGGAAGCUCUUCAAAUAGGUUAUGAGUUCAAGACCCUGGGUUACAUUGACCGGCUCCUGCAACGCAACCUGAGCAAAAUCCAGAGUGAAACAGGCACAGAGACAUUGAAGUCAUGUGGGGGCUGCAGCAAGAAGCCUGUGGAGCAUGUGAGGGUGUUGACUGAAGUGACCGACAAGGAGGUGUCCAUGCAUCCUGCAGCCAAGACCAGGAACAUCAUUCCAAUGAGCAAUGAUCAGAAAGGACAGUUCCUGACAUCUUCCAGCCAGAAACAUGGAGAGACCAGAACCCAGAAACCAGCAGAGAGAACCACAGAGGCUCCUCACCAAUUCUCCUUUCCUUCCUCCACUGAGGACUGCAACCCUGAUGAGAUGGCCUCUUCAUUCAUGAAGACGAUGGAGAGGCACCAUGAGGAAAAAGUCAAAUUAUCAAAAAACCAUUCUGUUGGAAAUCCCAGCAACCAUCCGGAGUCCAAACCACAAGAGAGGAAGCCUCUCAGGCAUAGGCCGGUGAUGACUCACAGCUCCAGCACAGAGGAAGCUCGAUGCUUUGAAGCUCACACAGGCUCACCCGAGUUCGUUCAUGCCAAGUUUCUCCCUGCUGGAGCUCAGAAGGUCAAGAUCAGACAAGCAGACCGGAAAACCAAAGCAGUGAAGCUCAAGAGAAGAAGCAGUGAGAAGCAUCGAGCCGUGAGGCAGCAGAACGGCUGCUCCUCCGGAGAAAGGAGCAAGGAGACCAAUAGUCGGGGAAAGGGGGAGCUAAGAAGACCAGGGCGGCCCAAAGAACCUCCAAGGGUGAACCCCUACCCCACAGAGGAGCUCAGACUGGGUUCAGGCUCAGAUUCCAGUCUCUACAGACCACUCCCCUCUUCAAAGCCGAACAAAAGCCGGCGGCUACACUGUCAUGAGUAUGUGCAGCCUGCGGAGCAGAGGAAGAGGAGGCAGAUGGAUGCAAAGUGGUCUUCUAACAUGGAAAUGUUCCAGGCUCCAUAUGCUCCCCGUCAGAAGUCCAAAGAGUCCCAUGCUCCGGCACUUUGGAGCAUGCAGAUGGUGCGUAGUGCGAGUGCCAGGCAAGGCCAGUGGAUGAGACCUCGCCCCAUCCAGUCCUCCACGUCCUCCAACUCUUUUCUCCAAAGUCUGAAUGCCAAAUAUCCCCCAGCCCCAUUUCACGGGUCCAAACUCUUUCCACCGAGAUGUGAGUCGGAGUAUUCAGCCGAGUGCGCCUCGCUGUUCCACUCCACCAUCGCCGAAAGCAGCGAGGGCGAGACGAGCGACAACACCACCAACCGCUUUGGAGACAGCGAGUCCAGCCAGAGCUUCCAGUCCCUGUCUGACUCUGACAGCAGCCUGUCCCUGGACGAGGAAGACCUCCAUGAGGAAGAUUUGGUGUGGGCCGAGGCGGCGCUGGGCCCCACGACCACUGGAUGCCCCCUCAAACAGAUCACAUCCCGCCCCGAGCCCUCAGCCUGCCGCAUUAAAGCUUCCCGAGCCUUGAAGAAGAAGAUCCGCCGCUUUCAGCCCGCUUCGCUGAAGGUCAUGACCCUGGUGUAGAAGGCUCCCUCCAGCAGAACAUGACCUCCUGGGAAAAAAAUGGAGACAUUUCUAAAGCCUGUCAGAGCAGCAAACUAGACUCUGUUUGUUUAGUAGAAAAUAAAAUAAUAAAAAAGAAGCGGUUUUCAGAAUGAGCAUGUAUAAACAUGAUUUGCAUAUGUUUCUGUAUGUAUUGCUGUUAUCAGUGGUUAUUUUGGUUGGUUUCAUAUACAUUUUUAAAGACUCUAAUUUGUUUUAAACUUUAAUCUGCUUUUUUUUAUUGUAACUCUUCACGAUUGACCAAUUUUAAUAAACUGAUAUUUAAUAUA